AUGUCUCACUUCCCUGCCCUUGAAGACUUCGACGAAACCCCUGUUGGCCAGUCCGGAGCCACCCCUAUAGAUCUGGGUCUCGGCGACGACGCUGAUGAUUUCAUUAGCCGCGAAAACAAACUCCUAGGGGAUGAAGCCAGAAACUUCGCUACUGCUGAUGAUGACAAUUUGCUUGGUGGCGGAGAAGCCGAUCCUGCGAAUCAGUUUACAAGGAACUUUCCGGACAUGGCAACAUUCGAUAAUAACGAGAUGAUUGGACCCGGAGGUGUCAUUACUGGAACAUCCGAACCGUACCUUCCCGGCCAUAACACAUAUUCCGGGAUGACCAUGGAGACGGAAGAAGAACCCGAAGUCAUUAGACAAUGGCGCGAACGCCAAACUCUUGAGAUCCAGCGCCGCGACGAGCAGUCAGAGGCACGCAAGCGUGAAACUAUAGAGAAGGCCCAGGGCGCUGUAGAUGAUUUCUACGAGAACUACAAUUCCAAGCGCGACAAAGCUAUCGAGCAGACCCGCAAAGAAGCACAGGAGUUCUUGGACUCCCGUGAAAAUAUGACUUCUGGUGGUACCGCUUGGGAAAGAAUUGCUAAACUGGUCGAUUUGACUGAAAAGGGUGCCCGCUCUGGAAAGAGCGACAAGUCAAGGUUUCGGGAGAUGCUUCUAAGCUUGAAAAAGGAUGAAAAAGCGCCUGGUGCUAGUGGAUUUUAG
Morchella importuna is the source of this 705-nucleotide messenger RNA. RefSeq lists its product as uncharacterized. Gene Ontology annotation, molecular function: structural molecule activity; clathrin heavy chain binding. The coding region runs from base 1 to 705 and encodes 234 amino acids. Gene Ontology annotation, biological process: intracellular protein transport; clathrin coat assembly; clathrin-dependent endocytosis. Lineage: Eukaryota; Fungi; Ascomycota; Pezizomycetes; Pezizales; Morchellaceae. The transcript is spliced from 5 exons. Gene Ontology annotation, cellular component: clathrin coat of coated pit; plasma membrane; clathrin coat of trans-Golgi network vesicle. The record is from RefSeq and is a predicted model, not a curated record.